Paramecium tetraurelia is the source of this 1137-nucleotide messenger RNA. RefSeq lists its product as uncharacterized. Lineage: Eukaryota; Ciliophora; Oligohymenophorea; Peniculida; Parameciidae. The transcript is spliced from 2 exons. Gene Ontology annotation, molecular function: SUMO ligase activity. The record is from RefSeq and is a predicted model, not a curated record. Gene Ontology annotation, biological process: protein sumoylation.
AUGCAAUACUAAGAAUUCCAAAAAAUCAUAUAAUAAUAGACAAUUUUAGUGACCCAAGGAGGACUUCUUUAAGAAGAGCAAAACAUAAGCAAAUAAUUGAAUUUGUAUAAAUACAGAAAUUACUAAGUAAAUAUGAUAGACCAAUUGACAUAACUUACAAUUGAAUAUCCAGUUAGAUGUAAACUUUGUCCAAAUCUAGAAGUUUGUAUGGAUAUCAGAAGUUAUAUUGCACAUUUUACUAAUUUUAAAAAGAUGUUUCCAACAAAAGGUUAUGUUUGUCCAUUAUGUAAUUAAUAAUUAGGAUAAUAAAUUCUACGAAUGAAUAUUUAAAAUUACAUAUAUUUAGAUCCAAAUAUACUUUCAUAUAUGUUUAAAGACAUGUCUUACACUAAUGGAAUUAAUAUUUUUGAAUAUAAAGGAGAAUAAUAUUUGUGGUAAGAAUUUAAUUAUAGAUACAAAAUUAAAAGAGAAGAUUAUGUUUCAGAUUUAUAUCAAAGAUAGGUUGUAUUUAGGCAACUGUUUUGUAUAGUUAAUAAAGAAUUGAGAAUUCGGUAACCUUUAAUCCUUUAAAAAUGUCCUGAUAGAAAAAUUGUUGACUUUAAAUCAUUUUAUCAAGAAUUAACGAAAAUAAACUUUGAUUUAGAAAAAUAAGGACUUAUCUUAUGUAGAUGCAAUUAUUGUAAUCGCAAUCCCAUUAAGUUUAUCGCAGGAUAAAUCUAUUUUCAUGAAGCCUUUUAUGAAGCUUUUAAUAAAUAUUAUCAAAUCGAACAUAAUAAUCAAAAUGAGUCUCACUUUACUUAUAUAUUUGCUGAUACAGAGAUAGAUAGUUAAAUCAUAAAUGAUGUUGUUGAAGAUUUAUGUUAAGAUUAGAAAUUUCAAAGAAUGUUUAGAAGAAAUACUAUCAAAGGAUAUUCUUUAAAUUUUCAAAUGGUGCAAAUAAAUAUUGGCAUUUUCUCAAUUUAUUUGGAUUAUGAUGGUAUUUAUGUAGAUCUAGUCAGUGCAAAGAAUCAUAUCAAUUCAACUAUUAAUCUAAAAUAAAGAAAAUAUCACUUUUAAAUCACUAAGAUUGAUUUUUAAUUAAGUAAUUCAAUUUUUGGAUUUAUUAGUAAUAAUUAUAGAUUCUCAUCAGAUUAAUGA